This is a messenger RNA of Schistosoma mattheei, 4283 nucleotides long. The record is from the annotation of a GenBank genome assembly. NCBI's taxonomy places the organism in Eukaryota, Metazoa, Platyhelminthes, Trematoda, Strigeidida, Schistosomatidae.
CUGGAAUUAGUGUAGUCGAGUGACUAGACUAACACCCAUUAAGAAUUAACGCAGACUUCAAAGUAAACCGAAACAAAAAGAAGCGAGUGCAAAGAAAUUAAUCGUUUGAUACAAGGUAUUGGAUACCGAGAUUUUACACCGAACGGGCGGCCAUUACAAGAGUUGCGGAUGCUUCCGAGAAGUUGACGAUAAUGGAGGAUGAGUCGUUUAUGAGCGAUGUUGAGGAUUAUGUUAAACAGCAUAAUGUGCACGAAAUUCUCAGGGACUGCGUUGUUAACUUGUGCCUACAUCGUCCAUGUAAUCCAAUUGCAUUUCUCCGUGAGUAUUUUGAGAAGUUGGAGGUUUGUAAUGGAAAAUGUACUGCAGCAUCAACUAGUCAUGUAACUGGGUUCGCUUUUCAUAAACACUCAGAACGCAAUGAAGAUUCACACACAUUACCUAUAUCAAAUACCUCCAGUCGCCCUUUCCAACAUGAAGUUAAAAGUCAUGGGAGUGGUUGCUUUGGUGUUAUUAUUCCCUCCGUAAGCUCUCAAAAUUGUGGGCAAUCUUCAAAAAUGAAUAACCAUCGAUGCUCCUGUGAUACAGAUAAUCUUAUUCCUAACACUCUUGAAAAAAGUUUGACCGAAACUCCUUUGAAAGUUGAUAGUAGUUACGAAUCCAAUAAUAUGAAUGAGGAUGGAAGUGGUUAUGAUGGGGGAAAUAGUGGGGGGACGAGAGGCUUGUUAGCUGUAUCACCUUCCGGAGUUAGUUUAACUAGACGUCGAUCUCGAAGAGGAGCAGUUAGUGGUGAAGUUUAUACAGAAGAAGAUGCUGCAUCUUACGUUAAGAAGGUUGUACCGAAGGACUAUAAAACGAUGACAGCUCUUUCAAAGGCUAUCGCCAAAAAUGUCCUAUUUUCUCAUUUAGAUGAGACGGAAAGGAGUGAUAUAUUUGAUGCCAUGUUCCCUGUACAUCGUAAUUCAGGCGAUGUGAUUAUUCAGCAAGGAGAUGAAGGUGAUAAUUUCUACAUAAUCGACCAGGGUGAGGUUGAUAUCUUCCUCAAUAAUGAGUAUAGUAGUACAAUCGGGGAAGGAGGUAGUUUCGGUGAACUAGCUCUCAUCUACGGUACGCCUAGAGCAGCUACGGUUAGAGCGAAAACGGAAGUUAAAUUAUGGGGUAUUGAUCGAGAUUCUUAUAGAAGAAUAUUGAUGGGGAGUACUAUUCGUCGUCGAAAAGUGUAUCAGGAAUUCCUAUGUCGUGUACCUAUUUUAGAUAAUCUUGACAAAUGGGAACGAUUAACUGUAGCAGAUGCUCUCGAACCAGUCCGUUUCGAAGAUGGUGAAGUUGUUGUACGUCAAGGUGAACAUGGUGAUGACUUCUUUAUUAUUACAGAGGGUACAGCUGCUGUUUUACAAAGGCCAUCUGAAUCGGGUGAACAAGUUGAAGUCGGUAAAUUAAGACCAUCAGACUAUUUUGGUGAGUGUUUUAUUUGUCUAAAGAAUUUGUAUAAGUUGUUAGCUUAACAUAGGGUAUCAAAACACACAGUUUAACGCUUUGUUACGUCGUGAAGCUUUAAUCUCAUUAAACACUAGAAACUUAGCACUCACUACAAAUAAUUUAUUAUAAUUGCAAUCUAGAGUUCUGGACAUUAUCGACUUAGUUUUUUUAACCAUAAAUCUGUAAAGUACGAAAUUAGAAUACAAUCUAGUUCGAAUUCAUUAAACGAAAGUGAUAAUUCUUUAGGUCUUUAGAGUAUAACUAUGUCUACUCUAUCAUGUGAAAGCAAUCAUACACCUGAUUUAUAUUAAUUGAAUGAAAGUCAACAUGUUUCAGGUCGUUCAACGCUUAAACAAAUAAACGAGUUUCAAUAGUUUUUAUCCUUUCAUUCGUGAAUCCAGGUAAAUUACAAGAAUCUUGAAGAGUAAAUUGUAAAUGCACGCAAAAAUGCUGGGACGGAGUGGAGUAAACGUUGACAUUUACAAAAGUUUGUGGACUGGUAUUUCAGAAAGUGCGUCAUCCAUUACGGUAAGGUGCAAGACAAAAAGGACUUAGAUUCGUGCAAUCUAAAGUAUGUUACUCAUGAGAACCUAACAUAUUGUGGAAUUUUCAUGCGCACGUCUUAUUAGUUGAUCGUUGACUCACUACUUCAGAUCGACCAAUAUUGUACUGUCCACCUUUAUCUUUGUUAAGUAUUGGUACUCAUUGAUAAUUUAAUCACGUUGAAUGUAAAAUAGACCAGUUAUUAUUUACUAUCGAGCCAUUCAUGUGUUGUGUAAUCUGAUGAAGAUAAAAAGUUUUCGUUCUAAUAAACCUCAGAACACGUUAUUCCAGGUAAUAUGAUAAACCACAUGUAACCGAAGAAACAGAAAAUCUCUUUCGGUGAAUUCGAACCGCCAAAAUCAUCUGAACGGUUUAUGGUAGAUAUUAGCGAGAAAAUUUAGAUAAGACAUAAGUUGUUAUAAAGUGAAUUGUCUAGUCUAUAAAUAAGUAGUGUAUAUACCUCGCUGUUUCAUCUACAUGAGCAGCUUAUUUUGACAAAGUAGAAUGUUUAACUUAAGAGUGCCUUACUAGUAAAAUGAACAUACGACCUCGUCCUUGAUGUAUUUUACUGGUGCUUUCAAUAAAUACGUCACUCAUCUGAAUAAAAAACUGACUCAAAAUAUAGGGCUUGGUUUGAUGAGUGAGCUAAAUUUUUUGACUAAACGAAUUCUAUUCUGGCGAGAAACUGCCUCACUUCCCUGGUAUGCGUAUAUUUAUGGAAAUAAUACUCCAUUUAGAUGUUAUUUUCGGCACACCUCACUGUUGAUUUUUCGGUUUCUAUUUAUUUAUUUAAACAUAAAUAUUGGUACAAAUGGGCAUCGAAUACAUUUGCACCACACAAGUCACUUGAUUUGUGUGUGGGCUGUGAUACUACUCGGGUAUCCAGACCAAAGCAGGUGAUUUUCUCAAGGGGUCACGCCCGGAGCCUUCAGCCUAAAGGUGUGAUCCACAAAGCAAUGGUGCAACGCCAGGAGGUGCAGUCCCAUGGUAGCAGGUGAUCAAUAAUUGGUCCAUACGCCACUUGUCCCAUCAUGACCCUGGAGCCCAUGUGCACCAGUGGUUUGGGACCAGGGUUUUCCAACUCCCCUAGCUGGGUCCUCCGUGUCCACCAACCCGGUUGAAGCGCCGGACAUUCGCUUUUCGUCCUGUCAAUUUCGUAAACAACACCCCAGCCGCGAGAAGGCGAUGAGUAGGACUUCCCUAGCAGUGGCUGUAUACGCGUGGUCAUGUGAGAGCAUUUCGAGAAAGUGAGCUAAUUCUCCCCACCCUCGGUCGUACCAGGACAUUUCGAGACUAUAUUUGGAAGUCAUAGAUACAGUUAAUCUGAUCCUAGAUUUGUAACAGGUUACAAUAUUUGCACUAGACUGUAAGUCAACUUCUCGUGUUCAGUCGAACUGUCAAGGUGCUGUUUAGUAGCAUUUUCAGUUUUUCUUCUGUUUGCACACUGAAGAGAAAUUCCAGCAAACCGACAUGUCACUGAAAAUUGCUUGUUCGCAUCACUAAUUUAUUUAAUCGUAUUGUAUCGGACAGUAAGACUUUCUGCUAUCUUGUUUACAUCACUCGUUAAUCCUAUUACAUCUAAUCGUUCUGUAACUAGUACUGAAUUCGCCCAUUUUGUGCAUUAGUCGCUAGUAAAUCAAGUGAUGUAAACGUUAGAAAGUAGCACAUUUCUAGAAUCUAAUAUUUGAAUAAUCUGAGAAUAUUUUAGCUCAUAAAUCGUAACGCACAACUAUCAGUUACUUGUCCCCUUGACACAUGUUGGUAUAUAUUCCCCAAUAAUACACCUACAUUUUAUAUAAUAACACCGUAAAAAGUCGUACUGUUAGCAAUUUCUGUUAAAAUUAAAUAUAUCAUUAAUUUUCUACGCACUUAUUUUACUUUUCAAAUUUACUUUACAUAGGUGAGAUUGCUUUACUGCUUGAUCGACCACGUGCAGCAACUGUUGUUGCCCAAGGUACUCUACGUUGCGUGAAACUUGACCGCAAACGAUUUGAGCGUGUCAUGGGUCCGUGUUCAGAUAUUUUGAAACGCAACAUAGCUAAAUAUAAUAGCUAUAUUUCUUUGAGUGUAUGAAUUUGUAGUUCUUUUUUAGGGUAAUUAGUUCCCAAAAUGGAAAGUUGGGUCUACUCAGUAUGAAUUCAGAAAAGCUGCGAAUCUUCCAAAGUAAUUUGUUUUACUAUAACGCAGGUUACUUAAUUUAUUGUAAACGCCAACAAUGGAUUCUGUAUUUAAUAUCCUCGACAUAAAUAUACGUUAGAAACGCC